AAUUAAAAUAAACAAAAUAAGAAAGACACCUCUUUCCCCUUUCUCUCUCUCUCUCCUUCUCAUCCAAACACACCGUAGAGAGAGAAAAUCGAAGUUUUUAGAGAGAGAGAAACUGAGUUCUAUCGGAGACGAGAGAAAGCUAAAUCCUCCGAUCGGUCUCAAAAGGGAGGUGUUUUCGUUGUAAUUUUUUUUUUGAAUUUUUUGAGUUUUUUGGCAAUGAGGAGAGGCAGAGCAACUCCGGCGGUGGCGGCGGCGGUGAAGCCAAAUGGAUCUGGAGGAUUGAAAGAGAUUAAGUUUCGUGGAGUUAGAAAACGGCCAUGGGGGAGAUUUGCUGCAGAGAUUAGAGAUCCAUGGAAGAAAACUAGGGUUUGGUUAGGUACUUUUGAUUCAGCUGAAGAUGCUGCUAAAGCUUAUGAUGCUGCAGCUCGUACACUUCGUGGGCCUAAAGCUAAAACUAAUUUUCCUUUACCUCUGUAUUCUAAUCAUCAUCAGUUCAAUCAAUCUGUAAACCCUAAUAAUCCGUUAAUUGACCCGAGAUUGUACACACAAGAAGCUCCGAUCGUUUGUCAAAGACCUACAUCGAGCAGUAUGAGUAGUACGGUGGAAUCUUUCAGCGGGCCGAGACCGCCACGUCAGCAAACGGCGGUUUUGCCUUCGACUAGAAAACAUCCUCGAUCGCCGCCGAUCGUGCCGGAUGACUGCAGGAGUGAUUGUGAUUCGUCGUCUUCUGUUGUUGAUGGUGAUGGUGAUUGUGAAGGUGACAAUGACAACAUUGUUUCAUCGUCUUUCAGAAAUCCACUGCCUUUCGAUCUUAACUUUCCUCCGCCGAUGGAUGAUCUUUAUGCUAAUUCAAAUGACCUUUACUGCACAGCUCUAUGUCUUUGAAGGAAAAAUGGUUUCGAAGUUUCGAUUUUUCAAUCAUUGGAAAACCCCAUUUGGCUACUUAGUUUAUUUAAUUAUGGCUGAGAAAAAAAGGGGUGGAAAGAAAAAAAUCACAGAUUUAGAGCAAUUCUAUGAGUCUGUUGCUGGAAGAGAUUUUAACUCUUCGAUUUACUUAUCCUAUUUAAUGUCAUGGUAUUUCAUGAUAGAUGGAUCAGUGUGUCUGAUAAUUGAUCUGAUUAUGUGUCCAACUAUAUAUGAGUUCUGGGAUAAUGUAGUCUUUUACUGUCAGUUGAAGACAGAUUUAUAUACACUGACAUGUAAAAUUUGAGGGAACUUUCAGUUCUGUGUUGUACUAUUAUGACGAGAGUUCUAGUGUCGUCGAUAUAGGAUGAUAUCUACUCUCUCAUCACUUUAUGUAAGAAUCAAAACUUCAUCUAAUCAAAUAUUAGCUUACAUCUGUUCAUUGUCA
Messenger RNA from Solanum dulcamara, 1351 nucleotides. RefSeq names its product ethylene-responsive transcription factor 3-like. The coding region runs from base 217 to 885 and encodes 222 amino acids. The record is from RefSeq and is a predicted model, not a curated record. Gene Ontology annotation, biological process: regulation of DNA-templated transcription. Gene Ontology annotation, molecular function: DNA-binding transcription factor activity; DNA binding. NCBI's taxonomy places the organism in Eukaryota, Viridiplantae, Streptophyta, Magnoliopsida, Solanales, Solanaceae. The transcript has a single exon.